AAGCCUGACGUACUUCAACUAGUGGCCCACUUUGUGGAGGGAGCAACGGCAGCAGGCUGCAGGAAAGCCGCUUCUCGUCGCAUAAGAGUCUCCCCGCCGGGCCCCUCUUCCCUCACGAUGGAGUUUUUCCUGGGAAAUCCGUUCAGCACGGCGGUGGGACAGCGGAUCGAGCGGGCCACCAGCUCCAGCUUACAGUCUGAAGACUGGGAACUCAACUUGGAGAUCUGCGACACGAUCAACAGCUCAGAGGAGGGGCCCAAAGAUGCAAUCCGAGCAAUAAAGAAGAGGAUCAUCGGGAACAAGAACUUCAAGGAGGUCAUGCUGACACUGACUGUCCUGGAGACCUGCGUGAAGAACUGUGGCAACAGAUUUCACAUCCUGGUGACAACACGGGAUUUCAUAGAGGGGGUUCUGGUACGCGCCAUCAUCCCGAGUAACAACCCUCCGCUGAUUGUGCACGACAGAGUGCUCGGCAUCAUACAGGCGUGGGCUGACGCAUUCCGGAGUUCGCCUGACCUUACCGGAGUGGUGUCCGUGUACGAAGACCUGCGCAGGAAAGGACUGGAGUUCCCUGUGACUCCACAGGAGGGCUACAUGCCGGUCCAAACCACAAAAAAGACUUUGUCUGGAAACGGACCUGCUGUCACCGCUUUGCCUGCUGUGCGUCUAUCUUCCCAAACUCCUCAGACCUCUGUGCUAACUCUGGCUCUCGACGGGACCAAUCCCUUCACUCCCAGCCAGGUGCAAAGGCUAAAGACUGAUCUGGGAAUGGUGCGAAGCAACCUGAGCAUAAUGUCAGACAUGAUGCGUCAGCUGGACCCCGUCACGGUGAAGCAGGCAGACAUGGAGCUGCUGGAGCAGCUAUACACAGUUUGUAAGGAAAUGCAGGACAGGAUAGUGAAGAUCAUCCCCAAACUCAACGAGGAGAAGCUGAUUGAAGAGUUACUGGCCGCCAACGAUGAAAUGAACACUGCCUUUACUCGCUACCAGAGGUUUGAAAAGCGAAUAACAAACGGGCAAGGCUCCGAUCUUCAGAGCCACACCUACAUCAACCUUGCGGAUCAGGACGGGAAGAGCGAGACGGUCAGCCGGUCUGGCAUUGCCUCUGUGAAGAGCGACAGCUCCCUCAGCCUGUCCAAACCUGACAGUUUAUCCAGUCAAAUGGCCAAACUUAGUACGAGUGAGUCAGAUGACACUUUAUCACCCAAAACAGAAGUCCUAAGUCAACCGAAAGCCGGGAACAGCAGUGAGGACACAGCAGAUGGUUUGGCUCAAGCUCAGAACAGCAGUCUACAAAUCAGUGGAAUGGAUGACAGUCCAGCCUCGACCCGCAGCUCUUCACCCAAGUUAGAAUGGAUGAUAAAAAGGGGAAUGAUUCCUCUCAACCAGUCUUCUGUGAUGGAUGACAUUGAAAAAUGGCUUGCAUUGGAGGAUGAGUACGAUGACUUUGAGGAAUCUGAUGGUGUGACGAGUGAAGAGUUUGACAAGUUUUUGGCAGAACGAGCAAAAGCAGCUGAGCGCCUGCCGUCUCUGCGAGCGUCCUCACAAGAAUCCCCUUACUCUGAAUCUUAAGCUGAGAAAACUAACAAGACGCUGGAAAAAUUAACAUGAGCAGCAAAGAAAGCUACUGGAUAGAAAAUGCACAUUUCUUACCGAUGAAUGGUUAAGAGGCACAAGUUAUGUGGAAACGACAUUCCAUAGUAGACAGAAGACGUGUCGACUAAAUGAAACAUGUUUUUAACUGGACGCCUGAAAAUGGUUGGUAUUUAAGCAAAUCUUUGCACAUUUUGUAUAGAUCUGUUCAUGCAGUUGAAGUGAAAAUGGAAAUUGUUUGAAAAAAACAGCAUUUACAACAUGUAGAUGAUGUAUAAUAAUACUGUUAAAUAUGUAUGUAUAUAUAGGUGAUAGGAGAUCAUGGAAAAAAGCCUCCUGAUAGUUUGAUGCUUCACAUCAGUGUCGUCAGAGGUGGAAGAAAAGCUUUUCUACUUCUGAUUUUUCCCUAUGAAGACCUUUUACUUGAAAAUAAACAAAAUAAAAUCCUGA
Molecule: messenger RNA, 2043 nt
Organism: Oryzias latipes (Japanese medaka)
Lineage: Eukaryota; Metazoa; Chordata; Actinopteri; Beloniformes; Adrianichthyidae
Gene: tom1
Product: target of myb1 membrane trafficking protein
Biological process (GO): signal transduction
Cellular component (GO): endosome; membrane
Molecular function (GO): phosphatidylinositol binding; ubiquitin binding; clathrin binding
Source: RefSeq, a predicted model, not a curated record